Molecule: messenger RNA, 1313 nt
Organism: Sesamum indicum (sesame)
Lineage: Eukaryota; Viridiplantae; Streptophyta; Magnoliopsida; Lamiales; Pedaliaceae
Product: putative O-methyltransferase 3
Molecular function (GO): O-methyltransferase activity; protein dimerization activity
Source: RefSeq, a predicted model, not a curated record
CGAUUUAGACUCAGCUUUCCACACUUAAUCAAUAUUGAUAGAUUGAUUGAAGAGAGAUAUGGGAACGAUUAAGCAAGAGCCAUCCUCUGAGCUACUUGAAGCUGGAGCUCAUAUUUGGAACCAGGUGUUCAGUUACAUAAACUCUAUGUCACUAAAAUGCGUAACUGAGCUCGGCAUCCCCGAGAUCAUCCACAAGCAUGGCCGCCCCAUGACUCUCACUCAACUGAUGGAAGCUCUACCUGGCGUUGAUAGAGCCAAAGCCGACCACGUGCGCCGUCUCAUGCGGACCGUCGUGCACUCGGGCUUUUUCGUAUUGGAAAAAGUCGAUUCAUCCGAUGAGCAGGGUUAUUGGCUUACGCCUGCUUCACGUCUUUUGAUGGAAGACCACCCCAUGAGCAUGAAAGCGUUCGUACUUUCCCAACUUGGUUCGGUCCUAUGUGAGCCAUGGCAGCAUUUGAGUGGAUGGUUCCGAAAUACCGAGGACCGCACAUCAUUUCAUACCACUCAUGGAAUGUCACUUUGGGAGCUGAAAGAGCAGAAUCCAAGCUUUGGGCAUUUGUUUGAUCGAGGAAUGGAAAAUGAUGCCACAAUUGUGGCCGACGUGAUUACCAGAGAUUGUAGGCAAGUGUUUGAGGGUUUGGGUUCUCUUGUGGACGUGGGCGGAGGCACUGGAACUGUGGCCAAGGCCAUAGCCGAGGUGUUCCCACAAAUUCAUUGUACAGUGCUUGAUCUUGCACCUGUCAUUGCGGGAUUAGAGGGGACACGGAACUUGAAGUACGUUGAGGGAGAUAUGUUUGAGUACAUUCCUCCAGCAGAUGCAGUUCUACUCAAGUGGUUAUUGCAUGAUUGGAACGACGAGGAAUGUGUAGAGAUCCUGAAGAGAUGCAAAGAAGCAAUAAAGAGUAAUGAGAAAAGAGGAAAGGUGGUGAUCAUUGAGAUGGUAGUCGAUGACCAAAAUUCCGACCAUAAAUCAGUGGAAACUCAACUCUUCUUCGACACUUUAGUGAUGACUAUAGCUGAUGGAAGAGAAAGAAGCCAAAAAGAAUGGGCAAAACUCUUUUUUGAUGCUGGUUUCAGUAACUAUAAGAUCUCUCCCCUCUUGGGAUUAAGGUCUAUCAUCGAGGUUUAUCCCUGAGUACAUGCAAUGCUAAGAUUUCUCUCCUCUUUCGAAUAAGGUCUAUUACCCAGGUUUGUCUUUGGGUGUAUGUUGUGCUAUAAGUGGCGGUAUGUGAACUGUACUUGUACAAGCCUGUUUUCUUCUAUGUUAUUUUGUUUACUAAGACUUGAUUAUAUUGCAAUAUGUGUUGCGUAGA